Molecule: messenger RNA, 5454 nt
Organism: Mycena citricolor
Lineage: Eukaryota; Fungi; Basidiomycota; Agaricomycetes; Agaricales; Mycenaceae
Source: the annotation of a GenBank genome assembly
UCUAGACUGCCGUGAGCUAGCUGUAAGUGUUCCCAUCCAACCAUGGAGGACGGGCCCAUCGCCACCCCUCCUCUAUCCACUUCUCUGCCAGAGGAAGACGCUGCUCCACGAUCCGUCGACACAUCGCUAGUCGAGGAGGAGACUCCGGUUGUAGAGCUACCUUUGGAUAAUUCGACACCGCAGUCACAGGAGGAAGCUCUCGAGCAACGCGACCCGUCCCCCCCGCCAGUGACUGCCUCAGAGGAAAUAUCAGCGCCGGAGGAGCAUUCUCAAGACGUGGAAGUUCCGGACGCGUCCCAACCAGAGAUACCUCUCGAGACACCCGGCAUCCCGCCCACCCCUCCUACGAAGCCUGUCACUCAUCCUAUCGCCGCGAAUGGCUCCGCAGUCGAGCCAUCUACUCCUGGCGCUGAAUCCCAACGACCGUCUUUGACUAUCUCGAGAGCGAACAAUGUUUCUGUGGUGUUGAUCACCUCCGCGCUGGAAACCAUUGCUGCUUCGAAGGAGGCCAAACGAUCGGGUCCUCUCCGGGACAGCACCUCCCGGGCGCUUGAGCUUGUUAGGGCGAAUCAGGGUGGUGACCAUCCGCAGGAGGUGUUCGAGCCUCUCCGUUUGGCUUGCGAAACCAGAAACGAGAAGCUUAUGAUCGCUAGCUUGGACUGCAUUUCAAAGCUCAUCUCAUAUUCCUUCUUCGCAGAGAGUACGCCGCCUGGAUCUCAUGGACUUCCCUCCCCGCCUCCCUCGCCCAAUCCUACUCGACGGACCUCAGUAAACGACUCUACUGAAAACCUGCAUCCCCCGUCCCUGGUCGACCUUGUCGCCAGCACAAUCGCGUCUUGUCACACGGAAACCACACCAGAAACCGUCUCUCUACAAAUAGUCAAGGCUUUGCUCUCGUUGGUCCUAUCUCCGACCAUCUUGGUGCACCAGUCGUCCUUGCUCAAGGCAGUCCGCACUGUCUACAACGUUUUUCUUCUGAGCUCGGACCCCGUCAACCAAAUGGUGGCCCAAGGCGGUCUUACGCAAAUGGUGCAUCACGUCUUCACGCGCUGUAGCGUGAGCGCGACUGUGCAUUCGUCUGAUUCGACGCGGUCUACGGCGAGCAGCACCCUCGCCGAAAGCUCCGAGUCUUCCACGCAGCUCAGUGUCCCGGAGGAUACCAAGCCCGAGACAAGACCGGACGAUGUCGAAGCCGAAAUAGAUCAGCCGGUGCAGAGCAAUAGCAACGGGGCGAAUGGUCACCAUGAUGACCAUCCCGAAUCGCCCACUGACAGCCAUUCCUUACCUGAUUCGGCACGGCACGAGCUGACGAUGAAUGACCUGUUCAUCAAAGACGCCUUCCUUGUUUUCCGGGCAUUGUGUAAGCUGACUAUGAAGCCUCUGAACCCAGAGAGUGAACGAGACAUCAAGUCUCAUGGGAUGCGGUCCAAACUCCUUUCUCUCCAUCUUGUUCUGACGAUCUUGAAUUCACAUAUGCCUCUUUUCGUCGAUCCUGCCGCCAUCAUCCACUCCAACACGUCUCACGAGUCGACAACUCUGGUGCAGGCCAUCAACCAGUACCUCUGUCUCAGUCUCAGCAACAACGCCGUCAGUCCUGUACCCCAAGUGUUCGAGAUCAGUGUCGAGAUCUUCUGGAGAGUCAUUUCUGGCAUGCGCACCAAGCUCAAGAAAGAGAUUGAGGUUCUGUUGCACGAGAUCUUCAUUCCCAUCCUGGAAAUGAGGACAUCCACUCUCAAGCAGAAGGCUGUGAUCCUUGGAAUGCUAUCGCGUCUGUGCCAAGAUCCUCAAGCGCUGGUUGAGAUAUACCUUAACUACGACUGCGAUAGUGAAGCCGCGGACAACAUAUAUGAGCAUUUGAUGAACAUCAUCUCCAAAAUAGGGAGCAUGUCGUCUGUCGCAGUCGCACCCAAGCAGAACGAGCCGGCGAGUCCUGCCCUUAGUCCCACUGUCAACAAGACCCAGCACGGGGGCGUCCCUCCCUCGCUGAGCACGGCAUCGUUGGCUGUCUCUGGGUCAAUGGACACGUCGACGAUGGGUCUCUCAGAAGCACAGCUGAGAAGACAAGGGCUGGAAUGUCUCGUGACGGUCCUGCGGUCUCUAGUCGCCUGGGGCACUGCUUCGGGAAAGCUGUCUGCUGAUCCUGUGGCGACGCCGUCCAGUCGCUCCCAAAUUGGAUCUCAGAACAGCGACGAAACGAGGCGGAACUCUACCGCCGGAGAUUCUAUCGCCGACAGGCUUUCCGCGGGGCCCAGCGUUGAAGCCCUGAGACAACCUACGCCGGAUAUCGCCGACGAUCCCAAUCGGUUUGAGAGUGCUAAGCAGAAGAAGACGACCUUGCUGGAGGGAAUCAAAAAGUUCAACUUCAAGCCCAAACGGGGCAUUCAGUUCUUGAUGGAAACGGGCUUCAUUGCUAGCAAUGCGCCGCAAGACAUUGCUCAGUUUUUAUUGACCACGGAUGGCCUGAACAAAGCGAUGAUUGGUGAAUAUCUCGGUGAAGGUGAGGACGAAAAUGUGGCGAUCAUGCAUGCCUUUGUGGAUCUUCUUGACUUCAAGGAGUCUCCUUUCGUCGAUGCCCUGCGACUUUUCUUGCAAUCGUUCCGUUUGCCCGGUGAAGCUCAGAAGAUCGAUCGAUUCAUGCUCAAGUUCGCCGAGCGCUACAUUGACGGUAACUCUUCAACGCCAUUUGCAAAUGCCGGUGCAUGCCGCUUACGUUCUGGCGUACUCUGUCAUCUUGCUGAACACGGAUCUUUUCAACCGCAAGUCAAGCGCAGGAUGACCAAGACCGACUUCAUCAGGAACAAUCGUGGGAUCAACGACAAUGCCGAUUUGCCGGAGCAGUUCCUGUCAGAGAUUUUCGACGAGAUCGCGUCGAAUGAGAUCAGGAUGAAGGAUGAGAUUGAUGCUGCCACUGGAACGACUGCUGGACAGCCUGGACUUGCCAAUGCGCUGGCAAAUGUUGGCAGAGACUUGCAGAAGGAGGCGUACGUCCUCCAAACCAGUGGAAUGGCCAACAAGACUGAGGCCCUAUUCCGAACGAUGACUCGCUCUCAACGGAAAGGCGGCCACGAGUUCUUCAGCGCUUCGCACUUUGCGCACGUGAAGCCGAUGUUCGAAGUCGCGUGGAUCCCGUUCUUGGCUGGACUGUCUGGGCCGCUGCAGGACACUGAUGACUUGGAGGUGGUCGAACUCUGUCUCGAUGGAUUCAAGAGCGCAAUCCGCAUCGUGUGCUUCUUCGAUCUGGAGCUUGAACGCAAUGCGUUCGUGACAACACUGGCCAAGUUCACGUUCCUCAACAAUUUGGGUGAAAUGAAGACCAAGAAUAUGGAGGCUAUCAAGACGUUGCUCGAUAUCGCUGUGACCGAGGGCAACCAUUUGAAGAGCUCCUGGCACGAUGUGCUCACGUGUGUCAGUCAGCUUGAGCAUAUGCAGUUGAUCGGUGGUGGAUCCGAGUCGGAUGCUGGGCGUAAGGGCCGGUCAAGGAAGGUUCCAACGGAAGAGUUGGCGAACGAGAGUCGAUCCACUCACAUCACCGUUGCCACCGACAUGGUUUUCUCGCUCAGUCACUACUUGUCGGGCGAAGCCAUCGUCGACUUUGUCCAGGCACUCAGUGACGUGUCCUGGGAAGAGAUCCAGUCCUCCGGUCUGUCUCAGCACCCGAGACUGUUCAGCUUGCAGAAACUGGUUGAGAUCUCCUAUUACAACAUGAACCGCAUCCGUCUCGAGUGGUCCAAUCUUUGGGAGAUCCUCGGUUCCCACUUCAACAAAGUUUGUUGUCACAACAAUCCUCAUGUUUGCUUCUUUGCAUUGGAUUCCCUGCGUCAGCUCGCGAUGCGCUUCCUAGAGAAGGAGGAGCUGCCCCAUUUCAAGUUCCAGAAGGAUUUCCUGAAGCCGUUUGAGCACACCAUGGCUCACAACCCCAAUCCAGAUAUCCAACGCAUCGCAACAUCGGCCUUUGAGAUUGUCACACGACUGAACAAGGACCACUUUGGCGCGAUCGUCCGCCACGGAGCCUUCGCUGAUCUAACUGUGUGCAUCACCGAAUUCUGCAAAGUGAGCAAGUAUCAGAAGAUCAGUCUCCUGGCCAUCGGCAUGCUUCGGGGUGUCAUUCCUGUGAUGCUGGAAUGUCCCGAAUGUUCAUGGCCCACUGCAGCGUCUGGUGGCGAGGGCCCGAUGGACGAUAGCAUGAUCAGGUACUGGUUCCCUGUCUUGUUCGGCUUCUACGACAUCAUCAUGAACGGAGAAGAUCUCGAAGUGCGAAGAUUGGCCCUGGAUUCGUUGUUCACAACUCUCAAAACGUAUGGCAAAUCAUACCCCGUCGAAUUUUGGGACACUGUCUGCCGGGAGCUGCUGUUCCCGAUAUUUGCUGUCCUCAAGUCGAGCCAGGAUGUGUCCAGAUUCAACACUCAGGAAGACAUGAGUGUGUGGCUGUCCACGACCAUGAUACAGGCCCUGCGGGAUUUGAUCGACCUGUAUACCUUCUACUUUGAUAUCUUGGAACGGCUUUUGGACGGUCUGCUGGACUUGCUGUGUGUCUGCAUAUGCCAGGAAAACGACACACUCGCUCGGAUCGGUACAUCCUGCUUACAACAGCUUCUAGAAAACAAUGUGCAAAAGCUCAGUCCGGCACGAUGGGAACGAGUGGCCACGACUUUUGUGAGACUCUUCAAGACCACGACGCCCCACCAACUCUUCGACGACAGUCUCCGCAUCGAAAUCGACAGUGCAAGCCCAGAGCCCUCGGAAGCUGCAGAACUGAAUGGCCAGACCAUCUUGCCUGCGCCGCUGUCCCCGAAUGGCGAGCGACCCGAAAUGCAUCCAUCAAGCGCCGACAGGCGCCGUGUUUUCAAGCAAAUCAUCGUCAAAUGUGUGCUGCAGCUGUUGCUCAUCGAGACAACGAACGACCUGCUCCGCAACGAUCAGGUGUACAGCACGAUGCCGCCUGAUCAGCUCUUGCGGUUGAUGGGUGUGCUGGACCACAGCUAUCAGUUUGCCCGCAGUUUCAACGACAACAAGGAGCUCAGGACAGGGCUUUGGAAAGUCGGUUUCAUGAAGCAUCUGCCGAAUCUUCUCAAGCAAGAGUCGAGCAGCGCCUCGACCUUGGUCCAUGUUCUCCUCCGGAUGUACUAUGAUGGCCGACCUGGACAUCUCGCUGCCCGUCCCCAGAUUGCAGAUCGGCUAAUGCCAUUGAGUCUGACUGUCCUGCGCGACUACAACAAGCUGCGAGCGGACACGCAGUCGAAGAACAUCGUCGCCUGGACACCCGUCGUCGGCGAGAUCUUAGAUGGCUUCUGCCGGUUCGACGAGAAAACUUUCCGCGGAUUCCUUUCUGUAACCUACCCACUGGCUACGGAACUUCUUGGCCGCGAUCUCAGCCCUGAAAUCAGAUUGUCUCUCAAGACCUAUUUCACUCUGGUGGGCGUCACCAAGGAUAUCAUGGACCGGCAUUCCACAUAA